Molecule: messenger RNA, 1331 nt
Organism: Brassica napus (rape)
Lineage: Eukaryota; Viridiplantae; Streptophyta; Magnoliopsida; Brassicales; Brassicaceae
Product: probable transcription factor KAN3
Exons: 6
Coding region: 255-1067 (270 amino acids)
Biological process (GO): regulation of DNA-templated transcription; abaxial cell fate specification
Cellular component (GO): nucleus
Molecular function (GO): transcription cis-regulatory region binding
Source: RefSeq, a predicted model, not a curated record
UAAUUUUCUCAAAGGGAACAGAGAAGAAAGAGACUUCUCAUUCACCUCAUACCUUUUGCCAUCUUUCUCUCUAUCUCUUCCUCUAUCUCACUCUUUGCAACUGUUUUUCUCCUCUCACCAAGAACAAAAAUUUAUUAAGCUAAGAAAGAAGAAUUUUUUUUUUUUAGAAUAAAUAAGAUUAUACCCCCUUUUCCUCCCCAAAUAUCUAUCAAGAUUAUAUUCUCAGACUGAUUCACAGUUCUCUCUUGUCUGUCAUGGAGCUUUUCCCUUCACAACCUGACUUGAACUUGAAUAUCAGCAGAAGAAGAGAAGAACAAGAUGAUAAAGAACAAGAACAAGUCGAAAGGAGAUUAGUGUACCAGAGUCAAGCCUCAGAUUCAGUCAGAAACGCUUCUGGCCAUCUCAUCGACACUGUCAAAUUCACUUCAAACUAUGAACCCACCAAGUUUUAUCAUUAUCAAGAACACAACGAAUCUCAAGAUCAAGAUUCGAGGUCGAUUUUGAUGGUGAGCCAAAAUCAAACCCUUGGCCACUACUACUACUCUCCGACUCCUCCUUUCUUCUUCAGUGAAGUCAACGGUCAACACGCAAACCCUAAUUAUAGUUAUAAGCUUCACCACGGUCAUCGCCGUCAAGCUCAGCCGCAGCCACAGAGAUGCACGGCGAAACGAGGAGUAAGGGCUCCGAGGAUGCGGUGGACGACGACCCUUCAUGCCCAUUUCGUUCGUGCUGUUCAAUUAUUGGGUGGUCAUGAAAGAGCAACUCCAAAAUCAGUACUUGAACUGAUGGAUGUGCAAGACCUCACAUUGGCUCAUGUUAAGUCUCAUCUACAGAUGUACCGGACCAUUAAAUCUACUGAGAAGCCUACAACAUCACCAGGGCAGUCGGAUACUUGUGAGAAUGGAUCACAAGUAAAGAGUGAGAGACAAGCCAGAGAUCUCCAAGGUCUAUGGAAUAACUCCUCAAGUGAAGCUCGGCUCCAUUUAAAGGCAAAUGCAUCAGGUCUAGACGUUUCAUCCAAUAAGACUGCAAGCCGCCAUUCACUCAUUUUGGAGAGAAAGAAAUGAAAGAAGACAUGGUGCAAUAGUCACUCCUGCAAGAGAACUUGGAAAACUCUUGGAUCGUCAAGUAAGGAACAUAUGCUGUUCUAUUCAACAAUUGGGAUAUCAAAAAUAUGCUGGAAGCUUAUUUUGGUGGUUUGCCACUAGAUGAUUAUAUUUUUGAGUUCUUUAUAAACAAAGUUAAAAGUGUGCCAAAUUCAAAAACAUGAUGCACUUGUUGUAAAAAAACUAUUUUUCUUUUGAAUAAAUUUAACAUAUAUUAAAAAAAAA